GAACACGGCGCUCGGGAUGGCUCGUCGGUUGCUUCCGCCGCUGGACAGGACCAGCGUCUGCAUGUGCCGGACUAGCUCGGGCACGCGGUCCCAGUGGCCCUCGGCGCGGCAGCGAUCCAGUUCACUGUCUAUCUUCAGGUAUUGGUGACCAUGAGAUCUCUGCGGCUGCUCAGAACCCCCUUCCUGUGUGGCCUGCUCUGGGCCUUUUGUGUCCCAGGGGGCAGGGCCCAGAAGCCUGGGGACAGCUCCUCCCAUCUCGGCAGCGUGGGCCUGGAUAAGAACACAGUGCACGACCAUGAGCAUAUCAUGGAACAUCUAGAAGGUGUCAUCAACAAACCAGAGGCGGAGAUGUCCCCACAAGAACUGCAGCUCCAUUAUUUCAAAAUGCAUGAUUAUGACGGCAAUAAUUUGCUUGACGGCCUAGAACUCUCCACAGCCAUCACUCAUGUCCAUAAGGAGGAAGGAAGGGAACCGGCACCACCGAUGAGCGAAGAGGAACUGAUUAACUUAAUAGAUGGCGUUUUGAGAGACGACGACAAGAACAAUGACGGAUACAUCGACUAUGCUGAAUUUGCAAAAUCCCUGCAGUAGACAUUACGUGGCCAGCUAGUUAUUAUGCAAAUGUGACCUGUUAGAAUGUGAUCGGACACUUUCAGUAAUGCGAAAGAACUCAUUUCCAACUACUGCCAAAGUAUUUUGGUAAAAACCUGUAGCAAUUGUUACACUGGGAUGCGAAAGAGAAAUGGGACAUGUAGUCCUCCUGUGCUGUUAAAUCUCCUGUUGGACAAGGGCUUCUUAAAUCAUCUGUUUAAGAAUAUGGGAUAAUUGGAGCUGAGUACUCAGGAACAUGACUAUAGAAUACUGCUAGUCUCUUGGUUUUAAUUCAUGCUAUCUGAAAAGGAAGACAGGCUUUGCCAAAUGGACACACUUUUCGGUAGCAGUGAAGGAAUAAAUGAAUGAAUGCCAAAUGUUUCCCUCUGUGGGUCCUGUCUCUUCAGGUAAAUGUGGUCAGUAUUCUGUAAAGUUUCUCUGGCUAAAAUGAUUGCUUGCUUUGGGCAAGUGAGUAUUGAUUAGGCCAUUUCAAAGCCACAGCAUAAGACGAAUGUCAAAUAGUGAUUUCAGCUAGCCACAGAGGCUGUAUCUUCUGACACUUUGGAUAUGAUACACCACUGACCUAAGCGCUUAACCUUCUUCAGUUUUUCAAUAUUUUAUAAAACUACUGCCACUUCCUUAUACUUUUUUUCUUUUAUGUUUUCUUCAACCUGGGAGAGACCUUGAAUUUAAAAGUGUUCUCUACUCUAAUCAAUAACAAAUGUUUUAGCUUUCGUAAUAUUUGUAUUUAACUCUUAUUUCUAAGGUUUCGUUUUUACAGUUUAGAAACUUAGGAACGUAAGGGUUUAGCCCUUCUGCUGAUACAGCGGGGGUAAAACUAGCUGCUCCAGCCUAAGUGAGAAGUGAAAAGGUCAUUCACCUGAUGAUACAACUUAUAUUUAGAAGGAGUGUUGUUUAAAUUACCUCUUCUAGCCUAAAUACAGGAUCAGGAAAGAUUAGAAAAAGAAGUGUAAAAACUCUUAAUGGUGUGAAUCUCAAUAGUAGUUGAAAAUGAGAAGCAGCAGCAAAUUGUAAUUUGGUGUAUUGGAUGUGAUAGAAAACCUGAGACGAUUGAAUGCGGGGAAAAGCUGCAUAAAAUUUGCUGUAAGAUGUAUACUUAUUUUCUUUAUUAAAGUAUUCUUCUAAGAAAACUUGUAUUUGUAAAAAUGGUUUCCUGUGUCAAGUAUUUGUGCAAUCAGAGCUGAACUGUAAACUAUUCUUGUAAAAUCUAGUUAUUUUGAAAGAUUUAUAUAAUGAAUUCUGGAUAUAUGACCAAUAAAACUGAUGAAACAAAA
Rhinolophus ferrumequinum (greater horseshoe bat) is the source of this 1886-nucleotide messenger RNA. RefSeq names its product multiple coagulation factor deficiency 2, ER cargo receptor complex subunit (gene MCFD2). The record is from RefSeq and is a predicted model, not a curated record. NCBI's taxonomy places the organism in Eukaryota, Metazoa, Chordata, Mammalia, Chiroptera, Rhinolophidae. Bases 151 to 591 code for a protein of 146 amino acids. Gene Ontology annotation, molecular function: calcium ion binding. The transcript is spliced from 4 exons.